Messenger RNA from Cladophialophora bantiana CBS 173.52, 837 nucleotides. RefSeq lists its product as uncharacterized. Lineage: Eukaryota; Fungi; Ascomycota; Eurotiomycetes; Chaetothyriales; Herpotrichiellaceae. The coding region runs from base 1 to 837 and encodes 278 amino acids. The record is from RefSeq and is a predicted model, not a curated record. The transcript is spliced from 2 exons.
AUGGAUCCCGGGCAGUUCGACAAGAUGUUUUCUCAAGCCGACUCUAUCAUGGGGUUGUUCGCAGACAUACUGCUCCAGCAUGCCAGCUUUCCCUCGGACAAAACCCAACUCGUUGUCCUUGACCAGGCGUGCGGAAGCGGUGUUGUCUCCUCCCACAUCAUGUCGAAGCUCUCCCCAGAAGCGCAGUCCAGUCUUGACCUCACAUGCGCCGACAUUUCCGAUGCAAUGGUAUCAAACGUAACCAGGCGCAUCAAUGCCUCGGGCUGGCCCAACGUGUCCGCGGUAAAAGCUGAUGCUAUGGACACUAAAUUUCACACUGCUAAAUUUACGCAUAUCUUCUUCAACUUCGGCCCGCAAAUCCUAUCCAAUCCCCUCGCCGGCAUUAGGGAGUGUCAUCGCAUUCUCCAGCCGGGUGGGACACUGUGCUUGAGUACGUGGCAAGAAGUCCCAUGGUUCAGAGAUUACCGUGCAGGAAUUGCAAGGGAUCCCUCAUUGCCGCCGUUCCCUUCGGAUGAGCAACUUCGACAUACAUUCACCGAGACACCAGAACGGUGGGAUAACGUCGAAGACGUCAGGGCACAUCUCGAAGAAUGUGGAUUUCAUGAUGUCAAACUUCAAGUCGUGGAGAACACCACGAAGAUGGAGGUUGCAGAAGUCGAGGCCAUGUUGCCAUUCUCGCUGGACAUGAUGAUCGAGAAGUUCUGGAAGAAGGAGGGAUUGGAACAGGUCAAGGGGCCAGCACGGCGAGCGGUCCUGGAUUACGUCAAAGAGAAGUAUUCGUCCGGCCCGGUUGUGUGGAAGUGGAUCGGUAUCGUUGCCAGCGGGCGGAAAGACUGA